Penicillium brasilianum is the source of this 1612-nucleotide messenger RNA. Lineage: Eukaryota; Fungi; Ascomycota; Eurotiomycetes; Eurotiales; Aspergillaceae. The record is from the annotation of a GenBank genome assembly.
CCGAGGAGAACAACCGUCGAGGGCCGGAGAUUUGAGCUUGCCCAACAACCAUGUCCGCCAGACCAUCUACCCUCCGAAUAAUCUGGCAUCGCUGCCCUGGUGCCUGUGCUGGUAACCCAGUACGCCCCAGCUUUCAGACAUACUUUUCACCAUCAUGGCGCUCCUUCGCGACGAGGUCUCCUCGAUCUACGCCUGUUCCUAGACCUCAGAGACGCACCGCGCCCUCAAAUCUCCAAUACGCCGAAUUACCCAAGAGUCUACAACCAAAGGCAGGAGGACUCGGAAGGUUGUUCAGCAGAGUUGCUCACGAAGGAGAUGUGACUCUAUUCAAGGCGCACUCUCAGCGCAGCUAUUACUUCAGCGCAUACGGCUUGUCAGCAUUCUGUUUCGCAUAUGCGGUGUACAACUCCAACGCUGUUUUCCGAGACCCCGUGACCGUCCUCCCUAUGUGGCAACAAGCCCUAUUUGGCGGUAUCUGUGUAUCGAUGAGUGUCAUGGGCACUAUCUUCCUUGUUCGGACUGGUAAUAUGAUCCGAAGCAUCAAGGCGGUCCAUUCCCAAGGCCAACCUCGUAUCCGCUUCCAGGUUCGGGGCAUGUUGCCAUUCAGAAUGUAUGAGUUUGAGGUUGCGCCAUCUCAGGUUCAUAUUUCCAAGAAGCUCGUUGUAUCACCAGAGUCUGUGGCGCGCUAUGAGAAUGAUAGCAGGAAGCUUCUCAGUGGUUCGAACGAACCGAAGCCAAGCUUCUUCAAAGCUCCCGUUGCGAGGUUGAGCCAUGGAAUCUGGAGGAUAUUCCUAUCCGUGCGGCAAAUCUUUACGAGUGAGGACUUCAUCCUCAUUAAGAUUGACGGCCGAAAGGGUACGUUCCGGAUGGACUCGAAUGGUGCGGUUGAUCGGGAUUUCCUUCUCCUGGGCAAUCCAGUGAGAAUGAGAGGUCAGAACUCUUGAGACUCACUUGAGAGUUUGAUUCUUAUGCGGAGCAUCACACGGUGGCUUUGAUUGUACUGGUGAUACCCACCACAUUUGCCCACCAUUGUAUCUACAUUGUUGAACACUGUAACAUCAAUCCCAAAGCAUCCUCUGAUGAUGAAGGAUACAGACCCUGAUAGACUUGCGCUUUAAUGGGUAUGCUAAUUCUAUGAGCGCAGUGAGGUAGCAUGACCAAGAACUGAAUUUUGGCUGCUGUCUUUCUGAAGACGAUGAUCUUGAAAACCAUAGUACCCCCCUUGCCUGUCGGUUUUCCAGAACGAUCCGAGCAAUGACUUCGGCCAAAAAUUGAGGUCUGAGAACAUGGCUGCGGCUUGGGGAAUUCUCCACAGAGGUGCGCAGGCUGAGGAUAAAGUUGGUAUAUCACACCUUCUUGAAGUCCCACGACCGACAUGAGGUCUGCCUGGAAGGUGACAAGAAAGAGGCCUACAAGCUCGCCAUCUAUGAAAGAAUGCUACUGCGUGAUAGUGCAAAGUUUUGAAUACAGAACUAUCAGAACCGAGGUACCUGCAACCAACUGAGUAUCGGCAAGUAGCAGACACAGCUUCUGGAAUUGUUCCGGUCGAAGACAUGGUACGCAGCAAUCCCAAGACUUGGAAAGUUUGUGUCAACGUAGGAUAAACGUGGAG